CUCCUCAUCAUCCUCCCGUCGCAUUCCAAUUGCUUCAUUUUCCCUUUUCUUCUCUCCUCUCUAGUGGAUUUAUCCUCUCCUGGUGAGAGUGAUCUAUUUGGGAUUUAAUCUAUCUCUGGUGCGGUCGAUUAUUCCCACCAUGAGGCCGUGGACCGCCGUGGCUGCUGCUGUCGGCAGCUUUAUCCUGUCCGCUCCCACCGUCGCCGCCGUCCCCACGGUGCAAACGGUGCUGUCUCCUGAAUUCCAGCCUCCUGCCGUCUUUAAGAACCUCAAUCUAGUUCGAACAACCAAUUUGGACAAGGGGUAUGUCCGCGAGACCGUCAACGUGGUCGUCCAGAACGUCGAUAAACAGCCGCAAUCCGAGUACUACCUCCCCUUCCCGGCCGCCGUAUUCAACCACGUCGGAGCGCUGGAGGUGCGCGACAAGAAGUUCCCUGAUGCUGGUCGGUUUGAUGUAGAGGCCGUCAAGGUCGGCAGCUCCUCGAGCGAUGUCCAUUACUAUGCCGUCAACUUUCCUCAACCGCUAGCUCCCAAGGCGGAGAUCACCCUCGGCAUCUCCUACUCCAUCCUCUCCGCGCUCACUCCCCGUCCCGCAGCCAUCCAGCAGUCCGACAAGCAGUUCCUCAACUAUGAUUUCUCCGCCUACGCCCCCUCGGCCUACCAGACGGUGACCCAGAAGACCAAGCUGAAGCUUCCCACCACUAAUGUGCCCGACUACACCACCACGGAGGGCCUCAAGUCCGGCGCCGACCCCGAGCGCCAAGGCACCACCUAUACCUACGGACCCUACGACACGGCCAAGGUGGCCCCGGGCACCGCGUACCCGGUCAGCGUGCGCUACGAGUUCACCAAACCCGUCAUCACCGCGUCGCUACUGGAGCGUGACCUCGAGGUGUCGCACUGGGGCGGCAACCUGGCAACUGAGGAGCGCUACUGGCUGCGCAACAACGGCUCGCAUCUCGUGAACCAGUUCUCCCGCGUCGAAUGGACCGUCAGCAGCUUCCAGCAGCAGCCCUCGUCCGCAAUCCGCGAGCUCACCUUCCCGCUGAAGCCCGGCUCCGUCGACCCCUACUUCACGGACGACAUCGGCAACGUCUCGACCAGCCGCUACCGCCCAGGGAAGGCCCGCCGCGACGCCUCGCUGGAGCUGCGCCCGCGCUUCCCCAUCUUCGGCGGCUGGAACUACAGCUUCCGCAUCGGCUGGAACAACAACCUCGCCAGCUUCCUCCGCCAGGGCCCCGCCGCCGAUACCUACGUGCUCAAGGUGCCCUUCCUCGAGGGUCCGAAAGUGCCCGAAGGCGUGCAGUACGACCAGGUCGUCGUGCGCGUCAUCCUCCCCGAGGGCGCCCACAACGUCCGCUACGAGACCCUCGACCAGUCGACCAGCAACGGUCUCCCGGGCCCGCACCAGAUCAGCGCCGAGGUGUCCCCUCUCAAGACCUACAUGGACACUCUGGGCCGCACGGUCCUGACCCUGACGGCCGAAGAUCUGACCGACGAAGCGCGGGACUCGCAGCUUGUGAUAACAUACGAAUACACCCUCUGGGACAGCCUACGCAAGCCCGCAACCAUCACAGCAGGACUCCUAGCGACCUUCAUAGCCGCCUGGGCAGUGGGCCAAAUCGACGUGAGUAUCAAGAAGCGAUAAAUCAUCCAUCAAUCGCAAUGUAUUGAAGCAGUUGUAUGAUUUGUCUCUGCUUGUGUGUUGUGUUAUGUAUGUCAAUUUUAUCUUUCGUUAUACCAGCAAAACUAUGC
This is a messenger RNA of Aspergillus campestris IBT 28561, 1755 nucleotides long. Its product is annotated as dolichyl-diphosphooligosaccharide--protein glycotransferase subunit OST1. Gene Ontology annotation, cellular component: membrane; oligosaccharyltransferase complex. The record is from RefSeq and is a predicted model, not a curated record. The transcript has 3 exons. Lineage: Eukaryota; Fungi; Ascomycota; Eurotiomycetes; Eurotiales; Aspergillaceae. Bases 140 to 1648 code for a protein of 502 amino acids.